UGAUCCGGCAAUGAAACAGUUCCUUCUUCACUUAGAUGAGACGUUAGCUCUUGGAAGGAAGUUUAUACUGCAAGAUCUUGACGAGACACACCUGUUCAUAUCAGCAGAUAUUGUAGACACAUUGCAAGCACGUGUCGACGAUUUGAUGGAUCAGCUUAGCAUACCAGUGCACGACAAAGGAUUGUAAAGGAACAUUGUAACCGCAUUCAAUAAUCAAAAUGACGUCAAGAGAAUCAGGAAGAGUUAAAGACGCGGACAGGCGGAAAGUCCUAGAUGAUGCGGCGAGAAAACGUCGCGCUAGGAAAGCGGUGGAAGCUUUAGAACAAGACAAUUUCCAUGAGGACCCGCACGCCGACCUAGUUAUGUCGAAGAAGGUGCCGAAAUUCGCUGAUUCUAAUGAGAAACCAACAAGGAAAAAGAAAUCAAAAAGUGCAGAAUACUACAAAUUGCGAUUUCGGAAGACGUUUGCGCAGUUGGUAGAGGAAGAUGUUAACUUCAGACCAGAUCCACCAAACUACCUCUCGGCUCAAGCGCCACCUUCUAAGUUUCCCGAUCGACAUUUUUGCGCUGUGUGCGGAUUCCCAUCGAAUUACACUUGCAUACCUUGUGGAGCCCGAUACUGCUGCGUCAGAUGCCUUGGUACACACUUAGAUACGCGAUGUCUCAAAUGGACAGCUUAAUUAAAUAGUUUAAGCCUUAUAUCUGUAAUUACGAAUAAAGGAAUAUUUUUUUAACCCGCA
Messenger RNA from Manduca sexta (tobacco hornworm), 740 nucleotides. RefSeq names its product zinc finger HIT domain-containing protein 1. The record is from RefSeq and is a predicted model, not a curated record. Gene Ontology annotation, molecular function: nucleosome binding. The coding region runs from base 219 to 680 and encodes 153 amino acids. Gene Ontology annotation, biological process: chromatin remodeling. Gene Ontology annotation, cellular component: Swr1 complex. The transcript has 4 exons. NCBI's taxonomy places the organism in Eukaryota, Metazoa, Arthropoda, Insecta, Lepidoptera, Sphingidae.